Molecule: messenger RNA, 2004 nt
Organism: Leptomonas pyrrhocoris
Lineage: Eukaryota; Euglenozoa; Kinetoplastea; Trypanosomatida; Trypanosomatidae
Product: putative dynein
Exons: 1
Coding region: 199-2004 (601 amino acids)
Biological process (GO): cilium movement; outer dynein arm assembly
Cellular component (GO): outer dynein arm
Molecular function (GO): dynein heavy chain binding; dynein light chain binding
Source: RefSeq, a predicted model, not a curated record
AGUUUGGUCUCUCUGGUCACUGCAGUCCCCUAGAGAUAUUAGCAAAGAAAAUUCCCAAAUCGUGUUGCGGCUGUGCAUCGGUUGCAGUGCCAAACAGUGCGUGUGUGUGAGUGCUGCUUUUCUUUCCUCCUUUUUUCCUUGCUGUUGCUGCCAUCCGUGCCGAGCACCUACUGGAAGGAUUUUUUUUUGUGAGCAAAGAUGACGGAGAUUUCGUACAGCUACUCGCGUCCGGCGCGGGAGUUCGGCCGCAUGCCGGAGUUCCAGGCCAACGAGAGUGAAAUUCUGGCCGACAUCGCCCCCAACGAGGUGUUGAAGGAUAAGUUCACCUCGCAGAACCCGAAGGAGACGCAGGUGCAAAACGUGCCGCAGAUGUCGGAGGCGAGCACGAACACGGACUCGGUGCGCAUGAAGAAUCACGCACAGUUCCACUGUGAGGGUGGCUGGCCGAACGCCGUCGACCCGUCCGAGUUCGAGGAGAAGAUGAAGUACUGCAAAAAGGUGGAGCGGGAGGAAGGUUACCUGCAGACGUGCACGCGGCUGGCGGAGCAGUGUGUGGAGCGCUGCGUGAAGCAGAACACGGCAUUGGACAUCUACGGCCGCUAUUUCCCUGAAGCGCCUCCGGACGAGGAGGACUCCGUCGGCCCUGCUGCGGUGAAGGUGCUGGCGGUGCUGAAGGACCCGUCCGCGGAGAAGCGCACCGCCGCCGCGCUGUCGUGGCAGAACGACGGCCGCAAAAUUGCGGUCGCCUACUCGCGGCUGAAGUUCCAGAGCCAGACGCCGACGAUGAGUACCAACUCGCACAUCUGGGACAUCUUGAACCCGAACGAGCCGUCCGAGACGCUCGUCACCCCGUCGCCGCUGUGCAGCAUUGAGUACUACACAAAAGACCCGCACCUCAUCGCCGGUGGCAGCUGGAACGGGGUGGUGCAGUUCUGGGACACGCGUCAGCCGAAUCGACCGGCGGCGCGCUCGCUGAUCGAGGAGAGCCACAAGGACCCAGUGUGGGCCAUCAAGUGGCUGCAGAGCAAAUCCGGUGAGCUCCUCUCUGUCUCUACCGACGGCAACGUCUUUGUGUGGGACUGCCGCCUCCCCGAGAAGCCCGUCACAAUUCACUCCAUUAGCGAAGACAACGUGGUGCUGCAGCCGCGCAACAACGAAGGCGGUGCCAAGGGCAUCUUGGGCGGCCUCUGCCUCGACUACGACCCGCAGGUGGGCGGACCAGCCAAGUACAUGAUCGGCACGGAGGAAGGCACCGUGUUGUCCUGCAACCGCAAAGGCAAAACCCAGCACGAGAAGCUCGGCUCGAACACCUUCAACGGCCACCAUGGCCCCAUCUACUCGGUGCAGCGCAACCCAAUCUUUUCCAAGUACUUCCUCACCGUCGGUGACUGGUCGGCGCGGCUGUGGUUCGAGGACUUCAAGUUCACGCCCAUGUUCAGCACGUUUUACCACAAGGCGUACCUGACCUGUGGUGCAUGGCACACGGUGCGACCCGGCGUGUUCUUCACCACACGCAUGGACGGCUACCUGGAUGUGUGGGACCUCAUGCUCCGCCAAACGACGCCGUCGCUGUCCUACCAGGUGUCCGACUACGCCCUGCACACGCUGAAGCCCUCGCACUGCGGCAAGUAUAUCGCCACCGGCGGCAUCGACGGCAAUGUGUCGCUCAUGGAGCUGUCGCCCUCGCUCUGCACCUUAGCCACGGAUGAGAAGAAUGUGAUCGGCACCCUCUUCGAGAACGAAAGUCUGCGCGACAAGAACCUGGACCGUGCCGUGAAGGAGAAGCGCGCCAACGCCAAGCAGCGUCAGCGGCGCAGCACGUACAUGGCGGAGUUGACAAAGCCGUCCACGGACGCUGAGGUCAACUUGGACGAAGUGUCUGCCCAAUACAUGGACAGAGUGGAGGCAGAGAAGACAGGCGAUGCGGACGCGCGUGACGAGGCGUACGCGCAACGCCUCAGAGCGUUGGAAGACCUGGAAGACGGCAUGGAGCUAAACGAUUAG